Molecule: messenger RNA, 2799 nt
Organism: Lytechinus pictus (painted urchin)
Lineage: Eukaryota; Metazoa; Echinodermata; Echinoidea; Temnopleuroida; Toxopneustidae
Product: sodium/hydrogen exchanger 6-like
Exons: 6
Coding region: 58-939 (293 amino acids)
Biological process (GO): regulation of intracellular pH; proton transmembrane transport; sodium ion import across plasma membrane
Cellular component (GO): recycling endosome; plasma membrane
Molecular function (GO): potassium:proton antiporter activity; sodium:proton antiporter activity
Source: RefSeq, a predicted model, not a curated record
AGUCAUUUUCGCGAAGGUGGCACCUCCUCCCCUUUUGCUUUGGCUCGCGGGGAAAACAUGGCCACUUUCAAUUUCAGCCGGGGUCGGUGCUUUCGAUGGAUUCUAACAACCUGGAACAUCUUGUUGUGGGUGGAUCAUGGAAGAUCGCAGUCAACAACGGUUAGUCCCAGUUGCGAGGUUGAUCCAGGCGAAGUUGCGGAGCAGGUUGUGGAGAAACAGCAUCGGCAGGACUCGUUGAAUUUGUUGUUGUUUUUGAUCUUGUUAGUGAUAACCAUUCUCACAACAUGGCUUUUCAAGCAUCACAGGUUCAGGUUUAUGCACGAGACGGGGUUAGCGAUGAUUUACGGUGUGAUAAUUGGAGUUAUAGUUUACUAUGUAUCCAAGGGCAGUGGAGAGGCAUCUAUGGUGUACACCCAGAAGGGAUCUUGCGGAGAGGUCAACGCCCCCAUGGACAUGUACUUGCAUCUUACAUACGAGGAGUUCGGAGCUAACAGAGCCAACGUGACGUUCCUCUAUAUCAGAGACAGUGUGGUUGGGCAGGUUCAGGCCAGGUCUAGAGAUUUUGGUUCAAAGCUGCAAUUUGAUCCAGAGAUUUUCUUCAAUAUUCUCCUGCCACCAAUCAUAUUCUACGCAGGAUACAGCUUAAAAAGAAGACAUUUCUUUCGGAACCUCGGAUCUAUCCUCACGUUCGCUUUUGCUGGGACAGCCAUAUCCUUCUUAGUUGUUGGUGGCAUCAUGUAUCUAUUUGUAAUUGUAAUCAUGAAAGAAACAAGAGUUACCGUCCAAGAUUGCCUUCUCUUUGGCGCUCUAAUCUCCGCAACUGAUCCCGUGACUGUUCUGGCGGUAUUCCAUGACCUCCACGUUGAUGUGGAUAUGUAUAUUCUAGUCUUCGGGGAAAGUGUUCUCAACGAUGCUGUGGCUAUCGUAUUAACAAGGUAAGGUUUGUCACUUUUGCCACUCUUCACCCGGGUGUAGGAAAUAGAUACCUGGGAGGUAGAAGUUGCUGAAUGCUUUGGUGCCUGACCGUGGUAGCAAGGCCUAGUCUGCAAACACAUACUCAAUUUUGACACUUUAACAAAUAUAUGCUAUGUCUAGAGUUGAGACUAGACUUAAACCCUCUGGCCCAUAUUCUGAAGUCAUGGUCUAACUCUGUGCUAAAAUUAUGGGAAGCCAAAAGUGUCAAAAUUUUUAUUAAGUUGUAUGUUUCUUAUUGUCACGUGGGAAGUGACUUUUUUUUAAUUAUUUACUUACUGCUGCUUGACACCAAAAAAGAAUACGUGAAACUGAUAAAUACAGUUAUUAAAAAGAUUUAAUCAUAUCUCUUCAAUCUUUCUGAUGUUCUCUUUUGAUGGUUUUACAAUAAUUUGUACAUGAAAAUGUACAUGGAUAAAACAAAAUACAACUUAACUUAACGGUAAUCGUUGACUCUAGCCCCCAUCGUCUCAUCUGGCCUGACAUGCCCCACUCGGCCCUGGUGGUCGGUCCAGUUCCUGGCCUCCGCAGCUAGCGAUGUCUCUUCCACUCGGCCUCGGCCUCCGCAGACUGUGUUGCCCCUUUGAUGAGUAACCCCCAGAUCAGAGAUGUGGCUUCAACGAAUUAGUGGACGAGAUCGAGCCCCCAAUGAUGACAUGAGUUUUGACGAAAACAUGUCGGUGGCGAACCGGUGGCAGCUGGGGUCGUUAUCUCGUCACCGACGUAGUCCCUUCAGUUAUAACUUAGACUGCCUAUACGAACGUCUGUAGUCUAUUCUAGCUUAGGUGGUUCUCCUUGAAUUAUUGAAACUAACCUCCUAAUAUACCCUACCGUUACUAGGAAUAACUGUAAAAUUUCUAUAACGUAAUUCAAAGAAUUUUUAUAGCAGAUGAGUGCAUAAAGCAACACAUUCUUAAUAACAAAAAGACUUCCUGUGCAUCUGUACAUCUACAUUCUUCAAUGCUAAAGCACAGUAUUAACUAUUUAUGACACCUGUAUGAAGAUGCUUAGCUAGUACGAAAUAUGUCUAACACUUGAACAAAAUAUGACAUCCACCUGAUCUUGGACUCUAGGGGGGGGGUAUCAAACGUUCCCAACGCUUGCUUUUGAAACAUUCAAAACAUAUGUACAUAUACAAUUGUCUAUAGGCCUACCAUAAGCUGGACCAAGUAAAUAUUUUAAACACAUGUCUGAACUCAACUGAAAUACUCUAUAAUUAAAUUUCUUUCCUGACAAUAUCCCCCACCUUAAAGAUCCAGACCGGACCCGAAAAUGAAAUUGAUAAAGUUUAUACCAAUCGAAAGCUUAUAAGCUACUAAAUACAGCAAGGUAUGCUUUAUGCAUUUUCACCGCUUCCCAGCUGAGUAUUUUGCUUGUGAAUAUUCCAAUUAUCGGGCUUCGAACCCCGCUUAGAAAAUAGGCUUUAUUGUGCUUUUCACCUGCCUCGAGACCGUGACGUCACGUUGUGUAAGAAGCGUCGUGAUUCCAUAGGUUUGUACACAGAAAAACUGGGUGAUUUUUUGCUUUCCAGAUAACGCAUUUCAUUCUCUUUACUUCUAUCACAGAGGGAUAUCACAUAUAUUUUUACCCACGGGCUUGAAUUUAUGAAAUCUACAGUUUUGAACUAGUUUUUGUCAUAUUUUAUUUCCUGCUUAUUUGGCGCAGAUUUCAAUUAUAUCUGCAUUUAGAUUAUGUAUAACAACUUUUCCUGACAUAGCAAUUUAGGCCCAAUAAGAGCCAAACAAAGAAAUCACAAAAAAGGUAGUGAAUAGUUGUAGGUUUACAACAAUUUGAACAGUGAAUAAUUUUGAGUGCCAUUUUCAUCUG